UUAAAUGGCAAAUUGGCUCUUCCAAGACAGGUUAUAUUGUGUCCGGCUCCCGCACACACGACGCGACUCAGCCCCGCGUUCCCGGUUUCCGCUGAUUAAGCGACCAGCGCUUGGUUGCCAUGCGCAACCGCAGUAGGAUGACAUCGUUUGUGCAAAACCAAUCCCCACGAUUUUGCGGUGCACGAACGAGUCCUUAUUGCGGUCGGAAAGAGACACAAACCGCAGUCUACGACAUAUAUAAGAAUAACAGCCAUACCUACUGGUGCUAAUUGAUCGUCGCUAGCUUGUCAACGAUGCCUCCAACUCGCCGUCGAGGCGGCAACGCCGCAGCCCGAUCUCAACAAUCGACGCUGGCCUUCGGCAUCCAGUCGAGGGUGACGAAACCGACAUCGGCUCCGUCGACGACAAAAAAGGCCAAGGAUAUCGAGAAGGUGCAUGAUGUCGAUACCUCUGAUCCUGAUCAGGUACCCGUUGCUCCUCCGGAAGGCUCUUCUCAACCGCACAUCGCAGAGAUCGUCGUGAGGGAGCAGGCAAAGGCGGAAGUCCAACAGCCGUUGUCGGAAGAGGAUAAAAGAGCAUUGAAGGUCACUGACGCGGACCUGAAGCGGUAUUGGCGCAGUGAAGAGGCGAAGAGGAAGGCUCCGCGAGUUCAUCAGGAGGGAUUGAGCUUGAAUGAGAAGAUCCUGCGACACUUCGACCUUUCCAGUCAGUACGGGCCUUGCAUCGGUAUCGCACGACUAAAGCGCUGGCGUCGGGCUCAUAUGCUUAACUUGAAUCCACCUAUCGAGGUCCUUGCUGUGCUGCUCAAGAAUGAGGACGAUCUGAAACAACGAGCAUACAUUGACGAGCUUCUCUCAUGACCUUUACUCCAGCUCUGACGGCUUCCAAAUAAACGGUUCCGAUUAUAAUGCACUCCAACUCUCUGCGGGGAGAUUGAUGUCUGCAAGGAUCGAUUGUAUGAUUAUUGACAUUGGGGGUGAGGAUGGAGUUAAUGGCGUUUAUGUUGUACAUACCCUGGAGAUCUAGUAAUGGACUUUGAGCUGUUUCCUUUGCAAAAAUCUGCUGGAGAAUAUGCUUUUCAUUACUAUAAACAUGACUGGCU
Messenger RNA from Paecilomyces variotii, 1102 nucleotides. Its product is annotated as putative DNA polymerase delta subunit 4. The record is from RefSeq and is a predicted model, not a curated record. Gene Ontology annotation, molecular function: DNA-directed DNA polymerase activity. Gene Ontology annotation, cellular component: delta DNA polymerase complex. The transcript has 3 exons. Gene Ontology annotation, biological process: DNA-templated DNA replication; DNA synthesis involved in DNA repair. The coding region runs from base 294 to 860 and encodes 188 amino acids. Lineage: Eukaryota; Fungi; Ascomycota; Eurotiomycetes; Eurotiales; Thermoascaceae.